AUGAUUUCAAAUGGUGGAUUAGAUGGAGAUCUAUAUGGUAUAUCACCAUUUCAACAAGGAAGAACUUUUAUGACACCACCUCGUAAUCCACCAAUUUAUUAUAAUAAUUCGAGUUAUUCUCAACCAUCAAUGAUGACACGUGAUGGACCAAUAACUAAUAAUGUUAGUGGUGCUAAUAACAACAAUGCGAAUGCUUAUUUAACUGAUUUACAUUCACAUUCAGUACAGAGCAAAUAUUCACAUCCUAAUCCUAUGAUGGGAUCAUCACGUUUAGCACAUCUUGGAGUUAAUGGAACAUUCAAUAAUCUUGGAUCUGUUUCUAGUCAUGUUCGUAAAAGCUUACAAAUGACAAUCGAUGCAGCAGCCGUAGAUAAUAAUACACGUAUAUCACCGGAAAAUAAUAUGGAAUUUUUUCCAUAUUCACAAAGAGCACCAUAUAGCAUGCAACAAUUAACUGAUGAUGAUCUAUUGAUAAGUGGUUCAAAUCAUUAUGAUGAAAAAGAACGUACAGUUCCACCUGAUAUGUCAUCUGUUCGACAAGCACGUCCUGAUUUUGCUUAUUUUAUGACUGAUGAAUUGAGAACUGAAUUAUUGAGACGUAACCAAAUGUUAACUGCCUGCGCAAAUCUUGACGUAGCAGCUGCUAUGCCUGAACGUGUGGGUGAUUAUUAUAAUUUGAUGCCACUUGAUAGUAGUCAAGCUAAUGUUCCACAUAAAUCCCGAACAUUUCGUUAUCAAACAAUAAGUUAUAAAGCAACACAUACUCGAACAAAUGCGAUAUGUUAUUUAAAACGAAUAAUGGGUUGUAAAUUACCAACAGUACGUUUAUAUGAAGUUGUUGAAACUUGGAAAAAAUUAAUACAUGCUAAUAUUGUACAAUUACGUGAAGUUUUUUUAACAAAAGAUUUUGAUGAUGAACAACCUUCUAUUAUAUUUGUCUAUGAUUUUCUUCCAUGUUGUGAAACAUUACAAAAACGUCAUUUUAGUGCAAAUAAUAGCCUAUUGAAAGGUUGGUCAAAUCCUUAUAAUAUAUCGGGUGAAGAUCGUCCAUUUAGUGCUGGAAAAGGAACAAAUCAAUCGGGUUUAUUAGCUGAAUCACUUAUUUGGGAAUAUGUUGUACAAAUAUCAUCAUUAAUUCGAACAUUACAUGCAGCAUCACUUGCUUGUCGUUGUUUACAUUUAUCAAGAUUACUUGUUGAUGGAGAUUCUAAAACAGGACGUGCAAAAUCUAGAAUAUGGUUAAGUGGUGUUGGUAUUGCCGAUAUACUUGAUGGACCUAUGAAUGGAACUAUUCAUGCACAUAUACAAAGUGAUUUACAAGAUUUUGGUCGUUUAAUAUUAAUGUUAGCAUGUAAUUCAAUAGUCGGUGCACAGAAAGAACAUUUACAAACAUCAUUAGAAAUUGUUCAAAGAAGUUAUUCACAUGAUCUUAAAAAUCUUAUAUUACACUUCUUAGUACCAUCAAAUACAAUAAAACCAAAAAGUAUUAAUGAAUGCAUGCCAAUGAUUGGUGCAAGAUUUUAUGCACAUAUUGAUAAUUUACAUGUACGAGGUGAUAUACUUGAAAAUGAAUUAGCAAAAGAACUUGAUUGUGGUCGUCUAUUUCGAUUAAUAUGUAAACUGAAUACCGUUCUUGAACGUCCUGAGCAUUCAAUGAAUCAAGCUUGGUCUGAAACUGGUGAUCGUUAUAUCUUAAAAUUAUUUCGUGAUUUUAUAUUUCAUUCAAUUGGUUUCGAAGGUGAACCAAUUGUUGAUAUGGCACAUGUUGUUCAAUGUCUAAAUAAAUUUGAUGCUGGUUCGCAUGAUAAGAUUUGUCUCACAUCACGUGAUGAACAAAAUGUUAUGAUUGUUAGUUAUUCCGAAUUACAUCAAGCAUUUGAACGUGCUUUUACUGAAUUAAUGAAUUAUGGAGUAACAGGAUCAUCUUGA
Molecule: messenger RNA, 1929 nt
Organism: Adineta steineri
Lineage: Eukaryota; Metazoa; Rotifera; Eurotatoria; Adinetida; Adinetidae
Source: the annotation of a GenBank genome assembly